GUUUGAGUUGGUUUAUACUCAGAGGGUUUUAACUUACUUGUGAAGUUCACACUACUGAAAGUAAUUGCAAUGUUUGACUUCUUUUGUUUUAGAGUCCAAGAAAAAGAAAAACACGGCAUAGUACAAAUCCCCCUCUAGAGUGUCAUGUUGGUUGGGUAAUGGACUCCAGAGAUCAUGGGACAAGAACAUCCUCUGUCAGCAGUUCAAAUACUUCACCUUCAGAAAGUACCCCACUAGCAGGAAGUUAUGGAUGUACGCCUCAUUCGUUCCCAAAGUUCCAGCAUCCUUCUCAUGAACUUUUGAAGGAAAAUGGUUUUACCCAACAAGUAUACCACAAGUAUCGUCGAAGAUGCCUAAGUGAUAGAAAACGCUUGGGAAUUGGCCAAUCCCAAGAAAUGAAUACCCUCUUUCGUUUCUGGUCCUUUUUCCUCAGAGAUCACUUCAAUAAAAAAAUGUAUGAAGAAUUUAGACAACUCGCUUGGGAAGAUGCAAAAGAAAAUUACAGGUAUGGGUUAGAAUGUCUGUUCAGGUUUUAUAGCUAUGGACUGGAAAAAAAAUUCAGACAAGAAAUUUUUAAGGAUUUUCAAGAAGAAACCAAAAAAGAUUAUGAAUCUGGUCAGCUGUAUGGACUAGAAAAGUUUUGGGCUUAUCUGAAAUAUUCUCAAUCUAACACGCAGUCUAUUGACCCAAAACUUCAGGAAUACCUCUAUAGUUUUAAGAGGUUAGAAGACUUCCGCGUUGAUCCCCCUAUUAAUGAAGAAUUUGGAAGAAAAAGACAUUCAUCUACUUCUGGUGAGGAGAGUAGUCGUCAUAGACCUCCAUCUAAUUCCUCCACAAAGCCGCCAAAUGCUGCUAAGCCUACACCUGCCAGUCAGCUUCAGAUCCCAAUAAACUCUCGCAGAAGAAAUACUUCACAGGAGUCCAUUGACAAUUUACACCAGAACAGUGCUACUUCAGUUUCAACAAAUGGUGAAAUGCCUGAGAAAUAG
Molecule: messenger RNA, 989 nt
Organism: Chrysochloris asiatica (Cape golden mole)
Lineage: Eukaryota; Metazoa; Chordata; Mammalia; Afrosoricida; Chrysochloridae
Product: la-related protein 1B-like
Exons: 6
Coding region: 159-989 (276 amino acids)
Biological process (GO): mRNA stabilization
Molecular function (GO): RNA cap binding
Source: RefSeq, a predicted model, not a curated record